This is a messenger RNA of Acaulospora morrowiae, 1239 nucleotides long. NCBI's taxonomy places the organism in Eukaryota, Fungi, Glomeromycota, Glomeromycetes, Diversisporales, Acaulosporaceae. The record is from the annotation of a GenBank genome assembly.
AUGUCCAGGAUGAAAAACGGUAUAGUGACGAUGAAGACUGUAUUAUCCAAUCUUCAACUUUUGCAAUACUUGCCAACAUUCCAAAAAAACAAUAUUGAUCUGAAAACCUUUUUGACGAUGAAUGAACAAACUUUGCAAUCAAUUGGCAUCUUAAAUGAAACACAUCGAAGAAUUUUAAUAAUAUACAUACGCAAACUUUCUCAACUAUUACUCACUACGGCAGUAGCUAAUUUGAUCGAAGAAUUGGAUGAACAUUUGCUAUCACCGAUUACCGAAGAAGCUCCUGGUCAACAAGACGGGAUUUUGUCGGAUGAUGUCGACUAUCAAUCAUCUGAGUUCAUACUCGAUGACAAAUCCGACAAAUCCGAUAAAUCCGAUAAAUCUGCUCUAAUAACACCAGAUCCUCCACCAGCGUAUACUGUCGAACCACAAGAAGUCAAUGCACUCCAUCAAACAACAUCAUUAACUUCUAAUUGUAUCAAGUCAAAUAAUUUUUUGUUCAACAAAAGACGAAGUCUAUCAACAAAAGGUCGUGGCAUGAAUCUAAAUGAAAGCUCAAAUCGGCGUCAUUCGAUGCCGGAAUUGCCAUCAUAUUUUGAAGUGAUAAAGGAAAAGCGGGCCAUGAUCCCUGUCAAUAUAGGCGAAAAUGAGGGCGAGGAGGAAUUACCUUCUUAUUCAUGCACCGUGAGUAAAGCUGGUUAUCUAAUAAAAAAGGACGAGGAAAAAGCUAAUGGACAGAGAGCAAUCGAUAGAUCAUGGAGGAAAUAUUAUGUGUACCUGUGGGGUACUUUCGUGAGAAUAUAUAAAAGCGAGCCUCUUGACGUACACCAUGUACCACCGAUACUUCAGUUCAGCAUGGACAAAACUAUAGUUAAUCUGGCCGUGGACUACACGAAACGACGUAACGUGUUCCGAAUCUACCUUCCUACUGGUCACCGAUAUUUAUUCCAAGCAGAGGACCGUGAUGAUUGCAUCUCGUGGAUCGAGAAUCUACAAUCCUCGGCGAACAUUUCGUCAACAAUAGAUGAUCGAGAGAUGCCAAUGUUUAUAACCUUACCGGUCAGACGAAGAAGACGUGCAACCAUGCCAACAUCUUCAUCGGAAUCGAACUAUGAUAAUAAUUCUAAUGCGAUGGUCACUUCAUCGGGGCUAACGUAUGAGCAUUUUAACGAAAUCGCAAGAGAAUUGCAACAAGCGCAAGUUACAAAUGCGUUACCACAACGACAAUUACAAUGGUGA